AUGGCAGCGGAGAGCAUCCUUGAGGAAUUCUCUGAUGAAACGACAUGCACCAUCUGCCUGGAGUGUUUCCGGGACCCUGUGACGAUAGACUGUGGGCACAAUUUCUGCCAGGCCUGCCUCAGCCAGUACUGGGAGGAGGCGGUGGGCAAAGAGGUGUCCUGCCCUCAGUGCAGAGAAACAAUUCAGCAAAAGCAGUUCAGGCCAAACCGGCAACUGGCCAACGUGGCCAAUCUGGUGAAGAAGCUUCAAAAGAAAAAAGAUUUAGAAGCAAGAAUGGGCAUGUGUGAGAAGCACCAGGGCUUGCUCUCCCUCUUCUGCAAGGACGACGGAGCCCCCAUCUGUAUAGUGUGCAAGAAGUUCAUGCACCGCAAUCACAAUGUGGUCCCUGUGGAGGAGGCAGUCCAAAGCUACAAGGAUGAAUUCAAAGUCUUUUUGGAACGACUGAAGAAAGAAAAAGAGACACUAAAGAGACUGAAAACUCUUGAAGAGCUGCGAAGACAGGAUUUUCGGAAAAUGUUAGAACAGGAGUACAAGAAGGCCAGAAUUGCCUUUGACAAAAUGCGGCAGUUUCUAGAAGAGAAUCAGCGCUUAUGGAUGGUUCAUCUGGAAGAGAUGGUGAAAGAGACAGAGAAGAGAUCUGACGAAAAUGUCACCAAACUCUCUGAAGGGAUUUCCCAAGUCUGUCGGCUGACCGCUGAAAUAGAGGAGAGAUGUGAGCAGCCAGAAAAUAAAUUCUUACAGAAUGUCAAAAAGGCUUUGGACAGGUCUCAGGAGGACAUAGAAGAGUACAUCCGGGACAUUUCUUCCAAACUGGAGGAGAGACUUAAAUUUGCUUGUCUUAAAAAUUCUAUCUUGGAAAACGCGGUGCAGAAUUAUAAAGAGUAUGUAGACAAAGCUCUGAGUCCAGCCAUUUUGGAACGAACCUUGGAUGCAGAUAAUCUAAAGAAAUUAGCAAAUAAAGUGUGUGUGACUCUUGAUCCGGACACGGCCCAUCCCUACCUCAAUCUGUCUGAGGAUCAGAAGGUUGUGACAUGGGAAUCCAAGAAGAAGAAAAGGGAAUAUUUGAAGAAGACCAUGCCGAACAACCCAGAGAGAUUUAGCUGGGAGACCUGUGCCCUUGGCUCUCAGAAGUUUACCUCUGGGAUCCAUUGGUGGGUGGUGGAAACAUUGGGGCUGGGAAGCUGGGCCAUUGGCAUCGCAAGGGAGUCCAUGAAGAGAAAGGGGGUUUUGCAGUUAAGCCCUGAAGAGGGGGUCUGGUCUUUGAGGAAGCCAUUCAGGGGUGCUGCGUACUUUGCUUGCGAGAUCUUGGCAGUCGUCUUACCCGAACCAAUCGUUUUGACCUUGACUCAAGAGCCCACCAAGAUUCUUGUGGCCCUGGAUUAUGAGGGUGGCCGGGUGGAUUUCUUUGAUGGUGAUACUAAUGGAUUCAUCUUUUCUUUCCAUAUAGAACCUCUCUCUGGGGAGGCGCUCCGACCUUUUUUCGAACUGAGAGAAUGGGGUUUCUCCUUGCAGUGCUUAAGCUAAGCUGAGGAAAAAGUAAGGUGGGCCUUUUUUUGGAUUGCAACUCCCAGAAAUCUCCAGACAAGAAUGCUUGGGGAAUUCUGGGAGGUGCAGAGUUACCAAACCUGGGUUAGACAAGAUCAGUCUGCCUGCAUGGAGUUGUUAAAUAAUGGGAAGAAAUGGUGACUUGUCAAACCAAUUUAUUUUAACUUUGAAUUUUUAAAAAUCAGAAAUAUUUAUUGUCUUGAGAUUCAUAAAGUUGCU
Anolis sagrei ordinatus is the source of this 1764-nucleotide messenger RNA. RefSeq names its product zinc finger protein RFP-like. NCBI's taxonomy places the organism in Eukaryota, Metazoa, Chordata, Lepidosauria, Squamata, Anolidae. Gene Ontology annotation, biological process: protein ubiquitination; innate immune response; regulation of gene expression. Gene Ontology annotation, molecular function: ubiquitin protein ligase activity; zinc ion binding; protein binding. The record is from RefSeq and is a predicted model, not a curated record. Gene Ontology annotation, cellular component: cytoplasm.